This is a messenger RNA of Bombina bombina (fire-bellied toad), 2477 nucleotides long. It is a transcript of the gene RAB20, whose product is annotated as RAB20, member RAS oncogene family. The record is from RefSeq and is a predicted model, not a curated record. NCBI's taxonomy places the organism in Eukaryota, Metazoa, Chordata, Amphibia, Anura, Bombinatoridae. Gene Ontology annotation, cellular component: endomembrane system. The transcript has 2 exons. Gene Ontology annotation, molecular function: GTPase activity; GTP binding. Bases 295 to 987 code for a protein of 230 amino acids. Gene Ontology annotation, biological process: intracellular protein transport.
ACAAGCUUCCUGUAGCGUAUUUUUCUCUGGUUUGCUAACUUCUUCAAAGUUAUGCAGAAGAGGAGACACAGUGGACUAACUAGACUUUCCUGUGCCUGAAUCAGGUUUUGAUUUCCAUAAAUUGUAGAGGAAGGUCCCCUGUGUAUUCAGAUGUCUCCCAGGUCAAGUCUGCCUUCUUGUAGAGGGAAUUUUGGAAUCAGAUGGUAGUUUUUAAGCAGUAUCUGGGCUUAUUUUGUGCUCCAUUCUCUGGGCUGUAAACAUAAUUGUGGUGUUCCUGUGUGAGCUUCAGGCUGCAUGAUGAAGAAGCCAGAUCUGAAGGUGGUCCUGCUAGGGGACAUGAACGUAGGGAAAACCUCCCUCCUGCACAGAUACAUGGAGAGGAGGUUUCAGGACACGGUGAGCACUGUCGGGGGAGCUUUCUACCUCAAACAGUGGGGACCCUACAACAUCUCUAUCUGGGACACUGCAGGACGGGAACAGUUUCAUGGCUUGGGCUCCAUGUACUGCCGGUCGGCUUCUGCAGUGAUCCUGACAUAUGAUGUAACCAACAUGCAGAGCCUAAUGGAACUUGAAGAUCGAUUCCUCAGCCUCACAGACACCGCAAGUGAUGACUGUUUGUUUGCUGUGGUUGGAAAUAAAAUAGACCUCACCGGUGAUUAUGUAUUAGAGAGUGAAAAAGAGGGAGAAAGGCCUCGCGGCUCCCGAGCAUCUAUUAAGGUCCGCAAACAAGUUAAUCUAGAAGAUGCUAUCGCCCUUUACAAAAGGAUAAUAAAAUACAAAAUGAUAGAUGAAAAGGAUGUGCCUGCAGCAGAGAAGAUGUGUUUUGAAACCAGCGCCAUGACAGGAUACAAUGUUGAUACUCUUUUUGAAGAGGUUUUUAACAUGGUUGUCCCAUUAAUACUGAAGAAGAAAUCUAAUGGACCACAGGAAACUGUAAACCUUGCUCAAGACAAUCAUAGUAAAAAGGGGAAAAGUGGUUGUUGUUAAUGAUUAAACAUUAACCUUUUUAGUGGUAUACUGUCAUAGGAUUCAGAAGUGAUUGGUUUGCCUGUAAUUUAUGCAGGCUUUGGCCUUUAUUUCACUUCAACAGACCACAGGAAAUGGAUAUGAUUCAUCCUACCAUAAGAUCAGAUACUAUGUAUUUGCUUGUUCUUGCACAAACCUUUUGAAGAUGUGAACAUUUUAACACAAAAGUUAAGGAUUUUUUUAUUAUUUUUUUUGUCAACCUCAAAAUAAUUUCCCUAAAGAAAGAAAAAGUGUUUUUUGCUCCCUUUUACACUUAAAUGUACACAUUUCUACAGUUCAUUCUUCUAAGACUGUGCUUGCCAAUGCUUCUAAAAAUUUAUUUCUGAAUCAUUCUUCAUAUUUUUAUAUACAAACACACUUUUCUGACUCCUAAAUGUGUGCGACUGGCUCCUCUCUUUUCUUGCUGGAUUCUAAACAUGAAAUUAAUAUUUUCACCGCUGAUCUUGGUGUUUCUGAACUCCAAACCUUCUUUAACUGUAACAGGGCAUAUCUUUGCCUACUUUGUAUAGGAGACAUGGAAAACGUUUUUUUUUUUUUUUUUCUUCCAACAAACGGAAGUUUUAGUAGUUUAUACAUUGUAUACUCCUAAUCUUUCUUUUCAGCGAGGCUUGGUCAUGUAGAGCAAUGUUAGAGAUAUUCCCAUUCCCCAAAGAACUUUAAUACUGUCAUGUGAGUUGUGCAUUAACAGGCUUUUGCUGCUGAAUGUUCUUAAUUCUUUUUUCUCUCCAUACAGUUGUAAACAUGUUCAGUUGUGAACUUGUGUCCACAUCACAGAAAAUUAGUUUUUUCUGCCUCUCAAUAAUAGUGUUAUAUGACAAUUAAAACCUAGCCUUUAGGUUUAAUUAAAAUCUGAGACUGUCAAUUAAUAUAAUAUUGUACAUCACAAAUGCUCUACUAGUAACGUUCUUGGCUUUUUCUCUUUUCAUAGACCUUUGUAUAAGGGAUCUGUUUACACUUAUGUCAAGAUUUUUACUGUUUUUUUGUUUUCUAUUUGUAAAGCCAAUACUACUGUACUGCUUUGAAAGAAGAUGCAAAAAAAAAAAAAAAAUAAUUAAAGGGGAGACUUUUUUUCCUAAAAAGGAAGUGCACAAUUAAAGGAACAUUAUGGAGUCAAUUCUUUUUGUGGAGAUUAAAUUUGAGUGUCCUAAUUUGGUGAUAGAAUGGAGAAUAUAUCUUUUUAACACAGUUCAAUUUUUUUAGCUUUAUUUUACUAUGCUAAAUACAUUAGUGAAAUAAAACUCUCCUUGAUUUUUUUUUUAAUUAUUGUUUUCCUGCUUUUUCUCUGUCUACAUUUUUGUUUUUAACUGAUUUUUUCUUGUGGAGAUUAUUUUUGUUUUCUAAAUUACAUUUAUAAACUAAAUAAUUGUAAAAAUUAAUUUGUUACUGUUUAUCAUUAAAAUAUUUAUCUUAAUAGCUGUAGCAAUGAUUAAAUCUAAUAUUAAAGUUGUAAA